AUUCAUUCCCUGAUACGAUUGUUAUAAAUUUGUUUACACUCUGAUAAUUCAUGAUCCUUAUUACAGUCGUUAGUAGCUACAGAUACGUUUACUAUGUAUAAAGUAUUUAUUUUUUGUUUAAGUGUAAAAUGUGUUCUAAGCGCCAACAUUUUAUACGUGUCACCUAUACCUUCCCCCAGUCACCACAUUUGGAAUCGAGCUUUAGCACUUGGACUAGUCAACAAAGGCCACAGUGUCACUUUAAUAGGACCUGACAAAGAAAAAGUACACCCGAAAAAUUAUUCCCACAUUUACAUGGAAGGUAUUUACGAAGAGCUAGACGACAGUUUUGACAUAAAUGAAAUGGGCACCUACAGCCCAGCACAGAUGAUGUUGGAGUUCGAAAGCUGGAGUCUGUUUUCUUGUGAAAAAGCUCUAAAGACUCAAGGAUUACAAAAGUUGCUGAGUUAUCCCGCAGAUUCUUUCGACCUUAUUAUAUUCGAUGUUACGACUGGUUCUUGCUUCUACCCCUUAAUCCAGAAAUUCAACUACCCUCCAAGUAUUGCGGUCACUGCGUUUUUGCUACCAACAUACGUUGCGCAUAAUUUUGGCAAUCAAUUAUUUCCCUCAUAUAUUCCUUGGUAUGGGCUCCAGUACACAUCAGAAAUGAGUUUUGUGGAAAGAGUUUGGAACUUUAUAUUCACUUAUGCCGACGUGGUUAGGAGAAAAAUAAGUUUGUAUCAAAAGGAACACAGUAUGGCCAAAGAAAUUUUUGACGAAAAUAUCCCGUCGAUGGAAGAACUUGAACGGCACAUAUCUUUAGUUUUGGCUAACACGGAUCCGAUUCUGGAUUUUCCUCAACCAGUCCCACCAAACAUUAUCCCGGUUGGAGGCCUCCAUACAAGGAAGAGUAAAGAUUUACCUCAAGACAUUCAAACAGUAUUAGACAAUGCCAAGCAUGGAAUUAUAGUCUUUUCAUUAGGUUCAAAUCUACGUUCAGAUAAAUUAAAUAAACAAACUCAAAAGGCAUUGCUGGAAGCUUUUAGUAAAAUUCAAGAGACUGUGAUUUGGAAAUUUGAAAGUGAUAUAGAAAAUUUACCUAAAAAUGUCAUCGUUAGGAAGUGGUUGCCGCAGAAUGAUAUUCUAGGACACCCCAACGUGAAAUUAUUUAUUGGACAUGGUGGUGCUUUAAGCACACAAGAGGCAUUAUACCACGGUGUCCCCAUGAUUUGUGUUCCUUUCAUUGUUGACCAACAUAUUAACACGCGGAUAAUUGUUAACAAAAACCUGGGAAUUCAUCUCGAUUUUAAGAAAAUAACCGCUGGUUAUGUACUUCAACUGCUUAGAGAAGUUUUGGAUAACCCCAAGUACACGGAAAACAUGAAAAAGAUUUCAAACAUUUUCAGAGACCGGCUAGAGACUCCUUUAGAAAGAGGCGUAUUUUGGGUGGAAUAUGUUUUACGGCAUGGUGGAGCGCAAUUCUUGACAACCCCAGCCAGAGAUUUCUCGUAUUUCAAAGCAUCCAGUCUGGAUGUUAUUGCAUUCCUUUUUGCAAUUGCCACGGUUAUAGUAAUUAUUGUUUGUAAAAUGUUUGCGUUAAUAAUGAAAGCAUGUAGUAGCAAGAAAAAAAUUAAAGUAAAUUAAGUUAAGUAAAAAUUUGAAUAUUGUACAACAUAAAUUUAUUGUAGAAAAAAGAAUAAAAUAUAUUGGACAAUA
Molecule: messenger RNA, 1695 nt
Organism: Tribolium castaneum (red flour beetle)
Lineage: Eukaryota; Metazoa; Arthropoda; Insecta; Coleoptera; Tenebrionidae
Product: UDP-glycosyltransferase UGT5
Exons: 5
Coding region: 94-1623 (509 amino acids)
Molecular function (GO): UDP-glycosyltransferase activity
Source: RefSeq, a predicted model, not a curated record